Molecule: messenger RNA, 4425 nt
Organism: Betta splendens (Siamese fighting fish)
Lineage: Eukaryota; Metazoa; Chordata; Actinopteri; Anabantiformes; Osphronemidae
Gene: arrdc3a
Product: arrestin domain containing 3a
Exons: 8
Coding region: 246-1484 (412 amino acids)
Biological process (GO): protein transport
Cellular component (GO): cytoplasm
Source: RefSeq, a predicted model, not a curated record
GGUUUCCUUGUCUUUGACUGGAGACCAACACGCAGAGAGGCGGAUGAUAACAGCAUCCAUUGCUGUUAUUCAGCCUUCACAGAUCUCAAUGAACUUCUCGCAUAAAAAGCCACUGAUCGUGCCUACUGCUUUGUGCAGGGCAGAGAUACUGAUCGGUGUCUAAAAACUGCAUCUCCCUUUCCUAUGAGAUUAUUUUUUCACAGACUUUUUUUUUUAUUUCAAGGUCUCAGUAGCCUCUUUCCACCAUGGUGCUAGGAAAGGUUAAGAGCCUCACAGUAAGCUAUGACUGUCUCAAUGACAGCAAUGUUCCUGUUUUCUCCAGCGGGGACUGCGUCUCAGGGAGGGUGAUCAUCGAAGUCACAGGAGAAAUCCGCGUGAAAUCUCUCAAAAUCCACGCCAAAGGAUUUGCAAAAGUUCGUUGGACGGAGUCGAGAAAUGCAGGAUCCAACACUGCCUACACGCAAAACUACACGGAAGAAGUGGAAUACCUAAAUCACAAAGAUCUUUUAAUUGGGCACGAGAGAGACGAUGAUAACUCGGAGGAGGGACUCACCACUAUCCAUUCGGGAAGACAUGAGUAUGCAUUCAGCUUCGAGCUUCCACAGACACCUUUGGCUACCUCUUUCGAAGGGAAGCAUGGAAGCGUGCGCUACUGGGUGAAGGCAGAACUCCACAGGCCGUGGCUCCUGCCCAUGAAGACCAAGAAGGAAUUCACAGUCUUCGAGCACAUCGACAUCAACACUCCAUUAUUGUUGUCACCACAGGCCGGCACAAAAGAGAAGACACUUUGUUGUUGGUUCUGCACCUCAGGUCCUAUUUCACUAAGUGCCAAAAUUGAAAGGAAGGGAUACACCCCAGGAGAGUCGAUCCAGAUCUUUGCCGAGAUCGAGAACUGCUCAUCCCGCAUGGUGGUGCCAAAGGCGGCCAUCUACCAGACUCAGACCUUCUACGCCAAAGGGAAAAUGAAGGAAGUCAAGCAACUGGUGGCUAACCUGCGAGGAGAGUCUCUGUCAUCGGGCAAGACGGAGACGUGGAAUGGCAAGAUGCUAAAGAUCCCGCCAGUCUCACCCUCCAUCCUGGACUGCAGCAUCAUCAGAGUGGAGUACUCGCUAAUGGUGUACGUGGACAUACCUGGGGCGAUCAACCUGUCCCUGAACCUGCCUCUGGUAAUUGGCACCAUCCCCCUCCACCCCUUUGGCUCCCGCACCUCCAGCGUCAGCAGCCAGUGCAGCAUGAGCUGGCUGGGAAUGGGUUUGCCUGAGAGGCCUGAAGCUCCUCCAAGCUAUGCAGAAAUCGUAACCGAAGAGCAGAGGCAGGUCAGCGUGGAUGUCCCGCCACCACGCGAGGAGCUGGACGGGCCUCUCUUUGCCUAUAUUCACGAGUUCCGCUUCCAGCCUCCUCCUCUCUACUCCGAGAUUGAUCCGAACCCAGAUCACGCCAGCCGUACAGAGGAACGCAGGCUCGAUGCCUGCCCGUCACGCUGAGGGCGCUCCUGAAAUUCCCCCUAGAAGCGCGGGGAACGCGAAGGAAUCUGCGCGCAAGGCUCAGCUCUGCUUGUUUUUUCUCCUCUUGAUGUCAACAGCAUCGUUGUUGUUGAAAGAAAAAACAUUUUAUCCAACCAACCGAGACUUGGACUAAUACCCACAGUUAAGUUGGGUUGGACAAAUCUGCUCCUGCCUUUCCUCUGCGAAGGAAGCAGGAGCGGAGUGGCUAGUUUGGGGCGUCCCUCCUUCCCUCCCUUCCUGCGUCUGCAUGCUGAGAGCGGGAUGUCUGCAGAUGAACACGCAUUGAGUCAGAACCGGGGGAGAAAGCCCACUAGUAGCGAGAGCCUUGGUGACCAUGGUGUUGAGACUCACCAAGGCUCAGCCUGCCAAGCUCCUCUUCCACCCUCCUUUCUUCUGUUCUCAUGGCACAUAAGGACAUGGCUCCUCACACUAAGGGCAGGACUAAUCCUGUCCAGACUUCAGCAGAGUCGCCUGAAUAAAACAAGACGGAGAGAGGAAAAUUACCAACGUUCUAACCCUCACGGUCUGCCUGGGUGAAUGAAUGCUUUCAACAGCAGAGAAAAGAUUAGGUUCUCCUGUCUCAUCUGGGAUUUUUGUUUUGCACAUUUUAUUCUUUACUUGACUUGUGUGGCUCUGUUUAGUCAUAAGAAUUAAGAAAAAAAAUCACUUGUAGUUUGGUUUCAGCCUCGUAAUGCACCAGACUACUAAUAUGAGACUGCGGGCUUAACUUUGAAGACUUUUUUUCUGCAUAACCGUGAGCGACAGGAUUUGUUUUUCGUUUUGUCGACGACUGAAAGGACAAGAACAAUGCACUGAAUUUCGUUGAGAGUUUUUCCUCCUUAUAUUUCCUCAGUGACUUACAACAACUAGUCAAGACUUUUACUACAAUUGCAGCACACGAUUUCCAUCUGGAAGCUCCUUAAGAUGUUGCCUCCUCAGCUUGGAUCCUGGCGUGACCUCCCUCCUUCCAGUUCAGUUCGGUUAUUUUGCUCUUGUGUUUAGCUCCAGCCGUAGAUUAGCUUUUGGCCUGUGUUGUGUUGUGCUUCCCCUGGAUUGAGACUAGGAGGGUUGCAGACCAGCAUUCGCCUCUUAAGUUGCCGCCGGCGAGAUGUGUGCGUUCACGUGUGAGAUCCUAGGUGCUAAAUUGUGGAGGGACGUGCCUCAACCUGCAGCCCCUCUAGUCCCAAUCUCAGGUCGAGCUCGGCUUGCAUAACUGCCCAAAAAGCACUGUCUCAGGUGGUUUUCUCACUUGCCAAACGGUUGUGGAAAAAAAAGAGAAAAAAAAGUUUUAGGGUUUUCUUUCAAGUUGCACUGUUAAAAAUGAUGAAGAGUCUUUUUAUUCUAAACUACCAAAAUGAGAAAAUACUUGUAGAAGCGAGGCAGCUUUCCAAGAUGAAUCACAUUCCCUUUUUUUUGGUCCUGCUACACCUGCUUGGGUCAUCAAGUUAGAAUUUGCCAGACCAGUGAAGCCAGAAUGCAAAAAUAAAAAAAAUAGUAAAGCGAAUUUGCUUCGGAGUUUAAGAAGUGAACCCAGCACAAACAAAAAGCUGGGCCUGUUGCUAAACUUCUAUUCAGACUGGUCAGAACAAGUAGAGUAGCGGUAGUACUAGUUGUAACAGUGGGUUGACAUGAGUAAUACAUUGGUUUUCUGACUCAUUCAACGCAGACGACCAGCUGCUGUAGAGGUUUGACAAAGACUUAAAUGAAAGCAGCACUUUUUGAUAAGAAAAUUUAAAAAGUAAGCAUUUGACGGCAAAGGUCUGAGUAAGAACAUCCAGUGCUAACCACACUACGCUCGAGGACUUUUAGUAAAGCAGAUCUUGUAGUAAUGUAGGAUGUUAAAGCAUUAUUUAGUCUUUCUUUUUUGUUUUUACGUUUACAUUUUACCUGUAGCUGACCCAUGUUGGCAUGCGCUGUGUGCGUGUGUGUGUGUGCGCGUGUGCACGUGCUUAUGCAGAUCCAGCUGGCAACACAGUAUACAGCUUCUGACAGUGUCAACAAAACUGCAAAUAUUAAAGUGAUCUUAUCUUAGUGGCCUUGACACAGAAAAGACCCGGUGGGGAUUCUACAGCUUUUGGUGUCUACGUUAACUCUCUUACUGUUCCUGUAAGUUCGUAACCUUCCUCUGUUUAUUCCGAUGGACAAAAAGGGACGUGGGGGUGGAUUCUUGAGAAGCAAGUGUUUGUUUUUUUUUGUUUUUUUUUUUUAUGAACGGACAUCCUAAACAGGCCCUGGUGAUUGCUUUUGUUUUUCUGAUGCUCUUGGGUUGACUGCUGUUUUUUCCUCAUAUGUAUUUCUCUGCAUUGACAUAGUUUGCUUUUUAGUUUAAGAACUUUCCUGAAUUAGUCGCUCUGACCUCUCUGCCCCCCCCCCCCCCCCCCCCCCCCCCCCCCUCUAGGCCCAGGGGUGGCAGCUGUUGACCAGCACCCCCCACACUGAGAAAUGUUUAGGUAACCCACGGUAGCAGACAGACCGCUCCUUCCACUCAACUCGUCUUGUUCCCGGUUUUACCCGUUUGCCAUUUUCUGUUAAGAUUUAUUUGUAGGGGAAACUACAUCAAGCUACACUGAAAAGAAUAAGCUCACACAUUUAUUUCAGGUUUGUCAAUUCCAUAGUCCAUUUGCUUGGGCCUCGGUAGUCCAGUGUCAAAACUAAGCUAAACUCCUGGCUGAUUGAAGUCAGGAACUGAAAUGUUCAGAGAAAAAGAAACCGGGAGACGGAAUCUGAAACAUUUUAGAAACAAAGUGCAAUAUUACUCACUGAAUUUUCUUCAUUCUCCAUUUGUAUGUUUUUUUUUUUUUUCUGUCUCUCGGUCAUGACGAUGUAAAGAUAUUCUAUGAAUAUGCUAUGUUCUGAAUGAUAUACCCUUUUGUCUAGUUCCUUUUCUUUUGAUUUGAAUAAAUAUGUUGUUCUAAAUGAC